AUGAUGUCGGGUGAAUCAUCAGCAUCCCCUGUUCCAUCACAAAUCACUCAAUCAUCAGGAUCAGGAUCUGGAUCAGCAUCGGGUAUAGGUAAAUGGAAUAAUAUCUCAACAACAGGUCAUGGACAUGGACAGAAAUCAGCUCCUGUCAAAGCGGCUUGUCUGAGCUGCAGAAACAAAAAAGCAAAAUGUGAUGGUAAACAACCCGUUUGCGGGCAGUGCGCAAAGAAGAACCUGGAAUGCGUCUUUGUUAAAUCACGAAGAGGUGGCGCGAGGAAGAGACGUCCAGCUAUUCCACCUACAGCCUUGUCCGAGUUCUUGAAGAGACUAGAUACGCUCUUGAUGGCACCUGGUUUAGAUCAUGGACCUUCACGCGACUCUGAAGACGGUCAGAUUGAUCCCAACGAGGAUACGACGAAUAUCGUCAAACGAUUCUCAAGCCGUGAAGAAGUAUUCGAGAGCUAUUACACCGAUGUUCACCCCUUUGUCACAGUGAUGCCACCACGUACCCUUCUCAAGACGAUCUUGCCUACUCUUCUAACCGACUCACCAUUCCUUCUUGCCGUUCAGACCAUCCUCGUUCUUGCUCCUCAUGCCAAUGACCCUAAUCCCACUUCCACUCGUUCCAAACGAUUACGACAAGCUGCGUCCGUAUCAUUCGCCGAGCAGACCAUGGCAUUGGUGAAUUCCAUGGUAUCCAAUGGUCAACUCAACAUAGAAUGUGUUCAGGCAACAGCUAUAAUCUCAUUAUGGGAAUGGUCAUCCCAAGGAAGUGUCACUAGAAAUAGAGAGCGUUCCACGCAGGCCAUCCAAUUAGCUAUGCAGUUGGGUUUAAACGAAUUAGACAAAUACUCUUCAAGCUCUGUGCCGGUCAGACCCAACGAGAAUGGGAAGACGGUCGAAGGUGAAGAUUGGAGGAAGGAUAUGGCCAGAAGAACAUGGUGGACCACCUUUGUCUCUCAACUUACUGCAGCGUUGGUGUCGGGAAAUCAACCUAUAGUAGGACCGGAUGAUCCUAGGAUACACGUCGAUUAUCCUGUAUGUUCGGCCAUCGAUCAUUCUUGGUCGAAUUUCUUGGAAACUGUGAAAUCGACCAUUAGGGUGUUUGACCUGGUCAUUUCCGUCUACUUCCCUCAAUUGGCAUCAACGUCAGAAUCGAAUGGUGUUGAGAAGGACAUAUCUUCGGCAGGUGGUCUUUUCAGUGCAAGUGAUAAUAUCCAGAUUCAAGGCACUCAAGAAGACGAAAUUAGGCAGAAAAUGUAUAAUGUCGAUAAACAAAUAAUGGACCUGAUCAAAAAAGCUGAAGAGACCGCUGUGAUUGAUUUAGUACCUGGUGCAGAAGAGGAGGUAGCUAGAAAUCAACAACUUCAAGCUAGAUUGGGAUUGGCGGUAUUACAUAUUCAUAUUCAUAGAUGGCAAGCUUUCCCCGAAGUUUCCCUGUUCAGUAAGAAGAUCUGUGGAUUGCCUCAAGCUCCGGAAUUUACAGAUGAUGGGAACAAUGGUAUGGCCACACCUGAAUAUCAAUAUUCAAAUCAGCAACAGCUUGAUGGUUCGUUACCAAGUGGAGAUAUCCAAAUGCCAAGCUAUAACGAUGCCAAUCAAUCUUACAAUGGAUAUGUCGAUCCGUCUGCCACGCAAUACGAUCAAGCGAUGUAUAAUGCAGCUUGCUUCGACGGACAAACGUUCCAACCACAACAUCAACAGCAGCAGGAUGAAUGGGGUAAUUCAUUCGACCCAAAUGAAGUGUACCAAUACGGUAUAGAGGAUAUGUGGGCACCCGAGACUUACCCCGAGAACUUACCUGCACCGUGGUUCGCCCAUCCUGGCGGAGCAGCACAGUUGUAUGCCCCUACACAACAAGAACCUAUCCAUUAUCCCGAGAUCACCCCUGGUGCAUCUAUCGCCCCGAUACCCACACCUCCUUCGUCGACCUUCCAGCGAACUAGCGUAACUCCAUCCGAAGAUGGUGCUGGCGAUAGAAGGAGAGUAUCGACCGGGUCUACUGCGACUAACAAACCCCACAAGGCUUGGGGGGUUGAUGAGAAAGCGGAUAAAGUUUUACCGCCACCGGCAUUACAGCAAUUGGAAGUUUUCCCUCCUGGGAUCAGUCUCGCCAGAUGUGCGACUGCGGCACAUACGAUCGUGAGGCUGGAAGUGUUACAUAGAUCGGCGGUGAUAGCAAUGUGGGAUGGACCCCCCAAAUGGCCUCCGUUCUGUUCGUGUGGUCUCGUCACGGGCGCCUACGCCUUCUUGCUAUUGGCUUUAGCCGUCCAAGCUGAGAACACCUUCAGCGGAUAUACCAAUUCCCGAUCGGAGGAAGUCGAAGCGCUCUUGACGAAUGUCAAAGUCAUUUUGGCAGGGUUGGAAGCUUAUGGAACUAUGUGGGCUGGGAUUGAUGCGAUGGCUGGCGAAGUCAGAGCGGCACUUGAAGCUGCUACGAGAUUACCAUUUGAAGUGUCGGCUCAGAUCGAAAGUGCCACUGCUUCUCCGAGUACUCAAGGUGGGAUGCAGGAGUAG
Kwoniella botswanensis is the source of this 2514-nucleotide messenger RNA. RefSeq lists its product as uncharacterized. The record is from RefSeq and is a predicted model, not a curated record. The coding region runs from base 1 to 2514 and encodes 837 amino acids. Gene Ontology annotation, biological process: regulation of DNA-templated transcription; DNA-templated transcription. The transcript has 6 exons. Gene Ontology annotation, molecular function: zinc ion binding; DNA-binding transcription factor activity, RNA polymerase II-specific; DNA binding. Lineage: Eukaryota; Fungi; Basidiomycota; Tremellomycetes; Tremellales; Cryptococcaceae.